Molecule: messenger RNA, 927 nt
Organism: Adineta steineri
Lineage: Eukaryota; Metazoa; Rotifera; Eurotatoria; Adinetida; Adinetidae
Source: the annotation of a GenBank genome assembly
AUGGCAACUAUUCAUUCAUUACCAGUACUUAUGCGUGUAGUUUCUGCAUCGUUAACUUUAGCUAAACGAGCUGGUCAAAUCAUUAAAGAUGUACAAACGUCUGGUACAAGCCUUGAUAUUGUUGAUAAAGGACAUAAUGAUCCACAAACAAAAGCUGAUCGUGCUUCCCAACAAUUAAUUAUUUCAAAUUUAACAAAACAUUUUCCACAAUUAACUAUUCGUGGAGAAGAAAAUAUUCCAAUCGAAAAAUCUGCUGCAACAUCAGAUAUUGAUGAAUUAAUUGGAUCGAAUUUAAAUGAAGUUUUGCAAGCAAAAUGUCCAAAUGAAUUUCAAGAUCUACAAGAAAAAGAUCUUGUUGUUUGGGUUGAUCCAUUAGAUGGAACACGAGAAUUUACUGAAGGUCGAUUAGAAGGUGUUACAGUAUUAAUUGGUUUUGCUACCAAAGGCAAUGCUAUUGGUGGUAUUAUUCAUCAACCAUUCUAUGUAAAUGGAAAUGAAUUUGGACGUAGUGUAUGGGGACUUGUGCAUUCCGGUGUUUAUGGGAAAUGUCAAAUGAAUAGUACACCAUUACCUGGUCGAAUUGUAGCUGGAAGUUUAUCACAUCGUUCAAAAACUGUUGUCGAUGCUGUUAAUGCAUGUCAACCUACUGAAGUUUUACAAGCUGGUGGUUGUGGAUAUAAAGCAUUACUUGUACUUGAACGUCGUGUUCAUGCUUAUGUACAUGCUUCACGUGGUUGUAGUCUAUGGGAUACAUGUGCACCCGAAGCUGUUUUAAAAGCAGCUGGUGGUAUGUUAACUGAUGUAUUUGGUAAAGGAAUAUCAUAUUUACCAACUGAUGAUACAUCUGUUAAAACCGGUGUUUUAGCAACUAUGGAAAACCAUGAAUGGUAUGCUCAACAAAUCCGAGAAAAAAUUACAAUGUUAUAA